UUUUUUUUUAAAUUUAGGAUGUCAAAACAAGCCAUCACAACACAGGAUUCCAUCACGGUGGAGACAUCGUUUGGAGAACAUGUCAUAGAGUUGUGUUAUGGCGACAUUACAGAACUUCCGGUGGAGGAGAAAGUGGACAUCGUCAUGGUUUCCGCUUUUAUUGGCGACUAUACCCCGGUGCAUAGAUCUUUGAUAGGAGCGCUGGAACACAAUCUGGGAAUAUCCGUGCGUAAACUUUCAAAGCAUAAAGACAUGGAUCUCCGUGUUCACUACUCCUGCUGGAUUUCAAAACCGUUACCCCCGGGCCUACCGUUUGGGCGUGUGCUAUGCUUUGAAAAAACUAGGGGAAGUAGUGAUGAUUCACUCACUCGACAAAUUAGAGACGUGUUCAAAGUUUUGGUCCCUGUCCUAAAAAACCAGAACACAACAAUCAUUACACCUUUACUGGCCACAGGAAACCAGCGCUCAGAUAGGACAUUGGUUCUACAGGCGACAGUGCAGGGUGCCAUCAGCUGGAUCCAGGCAGGACUUCCACUGAAAAAGUUAAAAAUAGUAGUGUUUGGCGAUCAAGAUGAUGAUCUUAACAAAUGUUUCUCUAGUUUAAAAGGGGUACAUAUGAAAGCACACAAGAAACAGAAAAACGAUCCUUCCUACGAUAUAUUUCUUGUUUACCAACCAAGUGAUUUGACAAUAGUAAAGACAUUAUCCAAGAAUCUUUGCAACCGGAAAAAUGAUUUAUCUAUUUACUCCAAUCCUUCCACAUUUAAUGAGAAAGAAGUAUGGCAACAAAGCAUCUUUGAUCUUAUGAUGGGAAGUAAAAGAAUUGUUCCAGUACUGACCUCUAAUUUCGUUCAGAGUGGAGAAUGUUUGGAGAUGUUUAAUAUGGCGAUCUGUUGUACCCGUCGCCGGGGGAAGGAUUUUCUAGUCCCCUUGUAUUUCGAGACAAUUCAAAUUAUUCCAGUCAGCAUUAGUCUGGUUCAAUUCCUUGACUGCAGAGUACGAAAGGAGGGUGAGACGGCUGAGGAAAAGAUGGAAGCCGCAUGCGUUCGACUUUUAUUGACAGAGCCAAAAAAGGAGGAACAUAUUAUUAAUGAGAAAGAAGACCAAUUCAGUCAUGACGUCUUUAUUUCGUACGCUCACAAAAAUCCCAAUGAAGGACACUUAUUGCUAGAAGAGUUUGAAAAACAGUUUCCAGAACUUGACGUUUUCUUUGAUAGGCAGGAUUUAGAAGUCGGCGGUCUGUGGCAGAAGAGUCUGUAUUACUCCCUGGACUCGGUGAAAUGUGUUAUCGCCCUUGUAUCAAGCAGUUAUCUGUCGUCUGUGAUUUGUCAAGAAGAAUUCAAUAUCGCUUUGUACCGAUGUCAUAAGACACCGGAAGAUUUUCUUCUCAUACUUGUUUGCAUUGAGGAUCUGGCAUCUGUCCCUUGUAUCUACGGUGAACAUAAACUGAUAGACGGCCGAGGAAACCAGUACAAUGAACUGGUCCCCAAUCUUGUUAAGGAUGUAGCAUACUGGGUUCUAGAAAAGAAAAGACCACAUUAUGUCGCAAAUACAUCUAAAAAAGUUUCUCAAUAUUUUGACUUUGCAAAGAAGGCUGAAAUUCGAAAGAGAGAAAUAUAUGACAAUUAUAGAGUGAAAAUAAAUAGCAUCGAGAGAAAGGUUCCUUUUGAUAUGACACCUUUGGACCAGUCUCCUUGUCACGUGGUGGUCAGCGUCAGUCAGAAUGACCUCAGUUUGGCCACAAGUUUGUUGUUUCAGCUACAAAAAAUUAGUCCAGACAUCAACACUGUUCUUAUCAGUGACAACACAGGCAUUGACUUGAAGUGCUUACAGACAGCUCAAAAGAUCGUUGUUUUUAUAUCAAAACAGUAUCUAGAAUCAGCUCAUCACUUAGAGGAACUAUUUAUCGCCAUCAUUCGCCAGCGGAGUGAAAAAGAGAGGAAGGUGUUAUACGUCUGUCGAACCAUGGAAGUAGAGGAACCUUCCUUUGCAAAUUUGUUACCAGUAGAUGUGUGUUUGGGGGAUGAGUUCUGGGGGAAGAUGUUCAAAGAAUCAAGCAAAACGGUCAAGCUGGAUUUAAUGGAAUUGAAAGGGUCAUUCUCAUAUAGAUCGCAAGACUUCGCAGCCAUGACCAAAUUAGCAGAUGACAUAUUGCUUGAAUUUACAGGUCACACACAUUCUAAACAAUCACCAAUCAUUGCAAAUGCAGGGAAGGAAAACUCAAAUGUGAUGCUGGCAUUAGAGAAGUGUCUUUUAAAAACGGGACUUUCUUCCAAGAAAUUGGGGGCAAAUUCAAUGGAAGCUAUUUCCAAAUCUCCGUCAAAAGAAAGCAGCCUGUCUAAAGAGAGAACACAUGAUGUACCAAAAUCAGAACCUCUCACCUCACCAAAUAUCCAAUCAAAUGGAUCAAAUGAGAAAACAGAUGAUGCACCAAAAUCAGAACCUCCCACUUCAGGGAGCAACCAAUCAAACAAGUCAUUUGCAAAAUCUACAUCUAAAAGUGCAUCAACUAACACUGGAAACAAAUCUUCAUCAUGCAAUAUUCUCUGAACUUCUACAUCAACUGGUCACACAAUUUUUUUUACCUUUUUUGAAACUCACCGACUCCUUGUAAUAUUUACAACUUUGUUAUAUAGUUAACACUGCAUAAUUACUGUUAUUGUAUACAUCAGAGAUAACUCGGAGACAUAAUAUGAUUAAGAAAUAAAUGCUCUAUUUUUCUAUAUUUGCUAAGAUAUAUUGGUCAAAGGAGGAUUUUGUACAGUAACACGGGUACAAUAUGUAGUGAUAUUUAUUGCCUGUUGUUAUUAUUAUUCAUUUUUA
This is a messenger RNA of Saccostrea echinata, 2823 nucleotides long. RefSeq lists its product as uncharacterized. Bases 19 to 2550 code for a protein of 843 amino acids. The record is from RefSeq and is a predicted model, not a curated record. The transcript is spliced from 12 exons. Gene Ontology annotation, biological process: signal transduction. Lineage: Eukaryota; Metazoa; Mollusca; Bivalvia; Ostreida; Ostreidae.